Molecule: messenger RNA, 3778 nt
Organism: Cylas formicarius (sweet potato weevil)
Lineage: Eukaryota; Metazoa; Arthropoda; Insecta; Coleoptera; Brentidae
Product: nose resistant to fluoxetine protein 6
Exons: 13
Coding region: 1092-3464 (790 amino acids)
Molecular function (GO): acyltransferase activity, transferring groups other than amino-acyl groups
Source: RefSeq, a predicted model, not a curated record
UCUGAAAGAGAUCCGUUUGAAUAAACACAUCUCCUCCAAUAUUAAUCCCCUCAAGAGCUUCAUCAAAACCUGUAUUGAUAACAUCCCGCUAGAACACAAGCUGAUUAAGACCCCCUUUUAUUAUUGAAAUUUGUGUCUAGAUAUUAAUUUUGUAGCAAAAAUAUGUGUAUAUGUAUAUGUGAAUAAUUGCAAAAGACAAAAAAUACAAAUUUCUAGGUUAUGAUUCUGACCCUAUUACAUUAAUGACUAAUAUAAUAGAUUUUUCCUUGGGAAGUAAAAUUUUCCCUCAAUUUUUGGAAGACAAGGAGACAUUUUAGCAUUUUAGGGAAACACGUCCUCUUUUGACUAUUCGCUUACAAACAUUUGUAUUAACUAAAAUUCAAGAAUUGUGACCCUUGAUUAAUGUUGUUACCAAAUAUUAAACGACGGCACGAAAAACAGAAAAAUACCAGACUAAAUGCAAAUGACAGAUAAUAACGCGCAUUGAUUGAGACACAGAAAGAGACAAACAUUGAAUAUAAAACUGUCCGGUCUGAUUUUCAGAACAUUGUUUCUGAAGAAGCUAUCAUUAAAAAAAAACCAAAUCCAGUUAGCAAUUUGUGAGAUAAUCUGCAAUGUGCGUGAGCACAGUCGCAGCAUUAGUAGUAAUCCUAUCGUACCUCAAGUUUCAAGUCAAAGACAAGAUUCUUUGAAUUUCCAUAGUUUGUGUACAUUCAAAAAAUUUCCUUUUCAAAUGAAAAUGUAAUUGACAAUUUUUUCUGUUGCAUAAAAUUAUAAGAAUUUAGUAAGUAUUUAUUUAACAUAGCUUUAAUACUGAAUUUUGCACGCAAAACCCUCUUCUGUACUGUUCGCCUUAGCUAAGAAUUAUUUAAUCACGCUCAGGUAAUCAAAGUCAAUCCAUGCGAGUUUGCUUCCUGGAUAUUACAUGAUAAAGUCUCUGGUAGGGGUCCGCAAUAUCAAAGAAAUUCGCGCUUUUCUUCGCGAAGGAGAGAGAAAGUGCUAGGUAGGAACGUAAUACUCAUGCCUGUGCUUCAGCCCAGACACUCUUAACCCGCCGUUCACUCCAUUUACUUUACAGCGAAUUAUUAGUCAUGUUUAAGUUCAGUCACUUUUUGACAAUUAAUUUUAUACACUAUGUCCUCGCCAACAGUGUCGCCACCCCCGACAAAGUUCCUGCCGUAGAAUCGUUUACCACCACAGAAUCGAAUUACAUACCCCAAACGUAUUCUAGUGAUAGUGAUGUUAAUCGGACAGAUGUGUUGUUCACCAGUUUAUCCCAAGUGUUGAAUUUUUACGGCACGGACAUACUGGUGACGCAAUGGCCGAUAUUUAAGGCGGAAAUAUCCCCGUCGUGUAGGAAACAUCUAGAAUUGUACUUGGAGGGUCUAAAAAAAGCGGAUCAAUGGGCGCUCAAAAUGGACGAUGCUAGUGGUCGUUACACCACCGGUUGGUUCUGGGGCAACAACUAUUGGACGGGAUCGCAGAGUGAAUGCAACCACAUCGAACCCAGAUCCAACGGGGAUAUCGAGAUAGAGAAUAGAACAAGAGUUGCGAGAAGAGCCGCUGUAUCGGUGCAAAAACCUUCCAGUCCAAGCCAAGCAGUUGGAUACCGAACCGGUCCCAUGGUUUAUAAUUCUGCGCCUCCGUUUCCGGUAUCGUUCUUCAUUAUGAAGAUCCAUCUAAGCUCCAACUUCACUUCAGAGGAGAAAAUUCUGGACUUUGGACUAUGCUUGCCCAGAAUAUGUACCGACGAAGACGUCACCAAGAUAGUGGAGAAGACGUCUUCCGCUUCCAAAAAUGUCGAAGUUGAAGUGGUCGCUAUAAAAUCUCACUAUCAUAACUAUAAUAUUUGGCAAGACAACACGUUCAUAAUACUAUGCUGCACAACCAUCGUCAUCGCAUUCUUCUUAAUUACCGGAACAUCCUUUGACUACUACUUGGAAUACCAAAAGAAGAAAAAUUUAAUGACAUCCAACUUGUCUCCCCAUUUAAAUGGCUUCAACUCACCUAACGGAAAAUACGGGGUAUACGUUGUAAAUACAAAUCGUAGCAACGACGAUAAUAAUAACGGAAAUUUGCAAUCGCUAGACGCUAAAUCCGCUUCAGCAUCAUCACGUGAGCCUUUGGCAAGAUUAAUUUUGAGGGAACUGCUUCUCUCUUUUUCGAUAAGAGCCAAUUUGAAAACCAUUUGCGAUCAAUCCGUUGGCAGCGACACGAUUCCAGUUAUACACGGACUCAAGUCGAUCAGCAUGCUCUGGGUCAUUUUGGGGCACACUUGUAUCGUAGCAUUUAAAUACUCAGAUAAUAUGGAAUACCGAAAAGUCAUUCAGAAAGAUUUUAUGUUUCAAACUAUCUCAAACGGAGCGUUCAGCGUCGACACUUUCUUCUUCACCAGCGGACUGUUGGUUUCAUUUCUCUACUUUAGAACCAACGCUAAAGGCAAAUUGGACCCGCUAUCAAAGGGCAAAAACGGUUUUGUGGCCGGAUGUCUUCACUUUGCUGGAUUAAUGAUGUACAGAUUUGCCAGACUGACUGCACCUUACCUGUACACGCUCGGAAUCGUUGAAGUUGUAAUGAAGUGGUUCAAUUACAAUGCGGUAUUCGAGCCCCCAACUAACGACCACGAAAAUUGCCCAAAGUUUUGGUGGAGAAAUCUUCUGUAUAUUAAUACCCUAUUCCCCGUCAACGAAAUGUGUAUGCUUUGGAGUUGGUACUUGUCGGACGACACUCAAUUUUACACGGUUAGCGCGAUAAUGCUUAUAGUAGCAACGAGACAUUUUAAAGCCGCAGCUUGGAUGCUCUUGGUAUUCAUGCUGAGUUCUUGGGCGACCACAGGCUACAUCGCGUACAGUAACAGCCACAUGCCAGGAUCAGAUGACCCUUUAGCGCUUUUCGAUAAAAUUUAUGACAAACCAUGGACCAGGUUCGGUCCGUACCUAAUCGGGAUGUGCGUGGGCUGGUAUCUUUUUAAAAAAAACUGCAGAAUCAGGAUGUCCAAAGUUGUAGUAGUGAUUGGAUGGAUUCUAUCUAUUGGCUGCCUUAUAUCUUUGGUAUAUGGAUUAUACGACGUCAAAUUAUCACCAAUAAUUGCAGCAGCAUACAGUUCGUUGAGCCACUCAGCGUGGGCUUUUGGAUUAGCGUGGAUUGUCGUGGCUUGCGUCACGGGUUAUGGAGGUUUCGUAAAUAAAAUCUUAUCGGCGACGAUACUCUACCCAUUCAGCAGAGUUACAUACUGUGCAUACCUCAUCCACCCGAUAGCGAUAAGAGUGAUGGUUAUGAGUACCGAUAGCCCACUCCAUUUGGGUAGCUUCGUCACCAUAGUGAUUUUCAUGGGGCAAGUGGUGGUAUCAUACGCACUCUCGUUCGUUGUUUCGGUAGCCUUCGAGGCUCCUCUGGUAUCGAUGCUGAGAAUAUUCGCCAAAAUUGUGGCGAAUAGAAAAAAGCCCUGCGGCAUGCCAACCUAAAUUUAGCGUGUUGUAAAUUCGUGUAAAUAAUUUAUUCUGUAACUAUUUAUCUGCAUUUGUUGUCUUGCCAGUACAAACUGUUUGUGAAAUGAAAUUUAAAAAGCGGGUACGUGGCUGCAGUUAACUGCAUAACUCGUCGAACGUUUACACAGAUAAUUCAGGUGAUUUCGAAUUAAAAUAAUUUAUUGUCGUUUGCGCCUCGAAUUAUCGAUGAAGUCAAAUGUGAAAUUGUAUUAGGCUUAUUAAUAAUCUAGCAUUUUAUAGUCACUAUGUUAUCUUCUGUAAAUUGUUGUCGUACCCAGAUAAUAAUAGAG